GUGUUGACAUGGCGACCGGCAGUGCGACGUUGCUGCUGCCGCUGGUGCUGGCAUUCGCGCUGUCCGCCUACGGGACUGCUGAGGCUAAUGAGCUAAGUCAUCGGGAAGUAUCGGCAUGGCUGGCUUCGGGGCCACGGCCGGGACGAUUCGCGAGAGGCACAAGGUCGGGAAGCAGCUCUGGCGGCAGCAGCUCUGGGGGCAGUCGGACGUCCAAGACGGGGACGAGCUCUGGGGGCGGUGGAACGUCCAAGACCGGCUCGACGAGCACCGGCGGCCGGCGGGCGUCAGACGCGGGGCAGAGUUCCGGGCACAAGGUGAAGGCUACCACCAGCAAACCGUCGUCCACUGGCCUCUCCGCGAGCGGCCGGCGGGCGACAACGACGAGCAAGACGACGACCACCACCACUGCCAGGGCGCCGUCUCCCACUGCAGCAACUAGCGCCAGCUCACCGGCGCCCGCCUCAUCGACGACACUGCAGCUACCCGUCUACAACUCGACGAGCACCCCCACGUCUGCUGCACACAGCAGCGAGUCUGCCUAACUAAUACGGCGAGCUUGAGACGUAAAUAUUAUUGUGGCAGUGUUCGUUUCUGUGACCUAUAAUGGAGAAAGAACCAGUAACAAUGAUGAAGAUGUGCACGUGUGUUUGCCUGUCCUUGAAGCUUAUACUUCCGCUUUGCUACUAAAUGUUGAAUAACUAUUUCAAGUUUUUUUCUACAAUAUGUAUUCUACUUUCAAUAAAUCCUCAUACUAUAAC
Messenger RNA from Schistocerca gregaria, 758 nucleotides. RefSeq names its product secreted protein C-like. The record is from RefSeq and is a predicted model, not a curated record. The coding region runs from base 9 to 542 and encodes 177 amino acids. The transcript has 2 exons. NCBI's taxonomy places the organism in Eukaryota, Metazoa, Arthropoda, Insecta, Orthoptera, Acrididae.